This is a messenger RNA of Racocetra persica, 138 nucleotides long. The record is from the annotation of a GenBank genome assembly. Lineage: Eukaryota; Fungi; Glomeromycota; Glomeromycetes; Diversisporales; Gigasporaceae.
AUGGAUAAAGAAAGCGCACUUGAUUCAUUUCUUAACCUCAUUGAACUUACCCCUUCGACUCACUUGAAUCAUACUUUCAGAUGCAUUUUUGAACGUGAUCUUAUCGUGAUAGCAAAAUUUGUGGCCACUCCAACUAGA